AUGGCACCUCUAAGCCUCGGCGAUGAGUCCGAUGGGAGUAAGCUUCGGUUGGCAAAAAAGAACCAACUUCAAGAUGACAACUUAAGAGAUGUCAACUCAUCUUCAAAGCCCCGCCCCAGGCGACUCACUCCACCAUUCCCGCAGAAUAAAGAUCUCAAACCCCAAACACCGUCAAUUAGUCGCGGUUGGCGGUUAUCACUUUCAAGACAACGCAGCCGACAAUCUACCUUCGACCAAGCCCAGUCUCCUCUAUUUAAAUCUUUGCCCACCGAAGUCCGCCUUCUCAUCUGGGAACACUAUCUCUGUAGUCGAAUGCUGCAUAUUCUUCGACCAAGCCAGGGCAAAUGGAAACGAUCCGACAAACGAAUUGUGGGCAUUUUAUGCAGUGAGUCUCGCAAUUUUUGUCCAUGCAGUCAUCAUUGCUGGGGACCGCUUGCUCGUCGCCCUGUGGGGAACUGCAUUACACCCAUGGACUACGGGUCAUACUACCACGAGAACUCCGAGUGGAGAUUUGACACGAGAAGAGUUGAUUUUGUGCCACUUUUACAAUCUUGUCGAAGAGUAUACUCCGAGGCUAUUGAUGUCAUCUUUCAAAAGAAUACAUUCCUCUUUAACCAUACAAAUACAAUCAUCGAGUUCACGCAUACACUUCUACCACAGCGAGCGAGCAUGAUCCGCACUUUACAGCUCAGUUUUCCGGAUCCCGGUGGCCUAAGUUGGAAUAGAUGCUGCCAGGUUCUUGCUACGAUGUUACCUAACCUGAAGAACUUGACCAUCCAUUUGUAUCCUCAUGUCACGAACCGUCUGGACGAUUGGCUUAUACCGCUACAUCAGAUUCAACAGGCCACCGUCUUUGAUGUCUUGCUCAUCAAGCCAUGGUAUCUGGAUCCACAAUGGCAAAAGUCAAUUGGGCUUGUUGAUGCGCCUUUUCAAUUUGCCGUUAGUGAUGUCCAGAGACGUGAUUUUUUGAAAGUUGUAGAGUAUUGA
Messenger RNA from Penicillium robsamsonii, 987 nucleotides. RefSeq lists its product as uncharacterized. Lineage: Eukaryota; Fungi; Ascomycota; Eurotiomycetes; Eurotiales; Aspergillaceae. The record is from RefSeq and is a predicted model, not a curated record. Bases 1 to 987 code for a protein of 328 amino acids. The transcript is spliced from 2 exons.